AGCAGGAGGCGUGGAGCCGCUCCCGUGGUGCUCCUCGGCCACGCAUGUCUCCUCGCUCCGCUGCCGUGUGCCGUCCCGCUCCGCUCCCGUUCCCGUGUUGGAGCCGAGCCGGGGCCGGUUGUGCUCGUCAGGCAUGGAAGAAACCGUUCUUGGUCGCUGGACCCAACUGGAUACAGCAGCUCAGCUCUGCUGACAGCACAGACCACAUUUUAUACUGGAAAUAAGCAACUGCAAAGAUGUGUUCUCACAGGCCCAGGAACUGAAGAUACGCAGGACAAUGCAUAUUGUAUACCCUGAUGACAUUUUGUGUGCUGUCACCUGGUUUUUGCCAUGGCAUCUGAGACUGAAAAGGCCCAUGCCCUUCUCCAGACUUUCAGCACAGCUUCAGUUAUUUCUAGUCUAGGUUUGGGAAUAUUCUGCUUUGCAGCAGACAGGCUUCUGCAGCUCUCCUUCAUUCAGCAGAAUGACUGGCUCCGAGCCUUCUGUGAUAAUGCAGUGCAUGGUAUACUGGGAAUGUGGUCCUGGGCCAUAGUGAUUGGACUCAGGAAGAAAAGUGACUUCACUGAAGUUACGCUGGCUGGCUUCCUUGCCUCUGUCAUUGACGUGGACCACUUCAUACAUGCUGGCUCCCUGUCAUUAAAGGCUGCUCUGAGUCUUCCCCGGAGACCACUCCUUCAUUGCUCUACUGUGAUUCCUGUUGUGGCUCUGACAUUAAAGCUUGUUAUGCACCUUUUCAGGCUUAAAGACUCAUGGUGCUUUCUUCCUUGGAUGCUGUUUAUAUCCUGGACUUCUCAUCACGUCCGUGAUGGGAUUCGUCACGGCCUCUGGAUCUGCCCAUUCGGAAAAACUCCUCCUUUGCCAUACUGGCUCUAUGUGGCAAUUACAGCAUCUUUACCUCAUCUAUGCUCAUUUAUUAUGUAUUUAACAGGAACUAGAGAACUAAUGUCUAUAAAACAUGGAAUCCACAUUGACGUAUAAGGGUGAUGUAUCUUAGUCUUCUGUAACACACUUGAAACAGGCCGUGCUUGUCACUGGAAUGGUUUCCUUGUGGUCACAGUAACCUGCUCCACAAAUGGUAUUAACAUUUCGUAUCUGUACAUGCCCUUUGUAGAUUGUCUGGUCUCCCAUUACUAUUCACAUGCAGCUGGCUUUUCAUGAAGUACUGAUUAAUGAAGUACUUAAUAUCACUGUAGUAAUUACAUUCUGUUUUGCUGUUUCCGUUCAUCUGAUCACCAAACAUUCUGGAUUUGCAGUCUGCCUACAUUUCAUCUGGAUAGCAUUUGUAUAGUACUUUAAAAAUGUAAAAUUCUGUAUAGGUGCUAAGUACUUGAAUUCAGUAGUUUGUCACACUUGUGAAAAACACCAAUUAGGAUUUCGAAGUAAGUUAUUUGUUUUCCUGCUGGGCUCUGGUAUUCAGCAGUUUUAAAAGGAAUGCUAUUUGUAGUUCAAAAUGUGGAACUGUGGGUCUACACCAGUUUGAACACUGCCAUAAUACAGUGUUUAUACUAAAUUCUGUUGUCAUUUGAUACCCAGUUUGCAGGCUAAUGAUUAGAAAGGAGAAGACUGUGGUUACAUUAUUAUGUGUGUCGACUGAAGUGCUUAAUUUAAAAUGUAUAAAUUAUGAAUAUUUAAAUUGGAGGUAGAGAAUUUUAAUAUUUAAGCCAUAUGUUAUUACAGUAAAACAUAAGCUCUAGGGAAGAUUCUGGAAGUUGCAAGAAAAUAAAAAUUGUUUCAAAUUUUGAUUAAAGACCUCACUACGUUACUGGCAUACAGCAUUUUCUCUUAGGUGCAGUAUCAACCUAACUACAAAAUAAAAUGCAUUAUUGUUAAGGUGAAAUAGAGGUUUCCUCAUAAAUGAGCUUCUUAAAGAAAAGUAUGAAUAUGUUGCGGGUUGAAAACAGUAGCUAUGAUUACGAGCUAUUCAAAAUAAAAGUUUUUUAACUGAUUUUCACAGAAAAUGUCUCAUAUUAAAAAGGUUAUUUGGAAGGAAUUGUGAGUCCUGGUGGAUGAGAAGCUGGACAUGAAUCAGCAGUGUGCCCUUGCAGCCCGGAAGGCCAACAGUAUCCUGGGCUGCAUCAAUAGAGGCCAGCAGGGACAGAAAGGUGAUUGCUGAGCCCUUGAGAGGCCUCACCUGGAGUACUUCAUCUAGGUCUGGGGCCCCAGCACAAGAAAGACUUAGAGCUGUUGGAUCAGGUCCAGGGUAGGAUCACAAUGAUGAUCAGAGGGCUGAAACACUUUCCCUGUGAAGAAAGGCUGAGGGAGGUGUGCCUGUUUAGCUUGGAGAAGACAGAGCUAUGUGGAGACCUCAACCAUAGAGGUAUAGAAUGUUUUAGGUUAGAAGAGACCUCAAAAUCACGCAGUUCCAGUCCCUGCUAUGGGGAGGGUUGCCACCCACCAGAUCUGGCCAUGCAGCACCCCAUCCACCUUGGCCUUCCACACCUCCAGGGUUGGGGCAUCUGCAGCUUCUUGAGCCAGUGCUUCACCACCCACCGAGUGAAGAAUUUUGCCUCAACAUCUAAUCUAAAUCUACUUUAUUUCAGUUAAAAACAUUCUCCCUUGUCUUAUCACUAUUUGUCUGUGUUAAAAGACAGUCUACCUCCUGUGUAUAGGAUCCCUUUAAGUACUGGAGGGCCAGAAGAUCUGUUCUUCGGUGUCACUGAUUCUGACUUGGGACUUUGGUUGGGCCAACUUAACAGGGUUGUCCUUUUCCAGUUUUGAACCAUGACCUCCACUCUCUCAUCUUUCCAUCCCCAGAGCUUUGUUGCAUAGGGGACACCUGGGUGACAAGAGGGAGAUGAUGACUCCUGCUGCCUGCACAGAGCAGGUUCCAGUUUCCUCCCUCUUGCAUGAUUUUGCUGUUUGUCUCCUCAGAGCUGGAACUGAACAAUACGACACAUCAGUGUCUCUCUGAUUCACAUAAAGCUAUGCUUCCAUCCCAGACUACUCCAUCGUUCUCUGAUUCCUGAAAUGUCUGUUAUUAAUGGGUUUUGUUUGGUUUAGUUUUCACUGUAUUUCAUUGCCCUCUACGGAGAUGGGGCCUUACUUAUCCUAGUUAGUGAUUAGCAGGUGGUGAAAGGGAAUAUUUCUUUGGAAAUACUUAACAAAAGGCACAAUGAUCUGGCGAUGUGUUUAUGUUUAGCAUUACUUAAAUUGCACAGUGUUGGUAUUAGGAUAAAGGAAUCAAAAUUAGAAAAAGAACUGAAGCCUAAUACUGCCAGAGGCCUUCUCAGAGUACAGAGUUCUAUAGGUCCUCUGGAGUGCACAAGGCUUUGUAUGGAAAGUGUUACACCAUUUUAAAAUGUGCCUUCUUUCAGCAGUUUCUGCCCUGUUUGUUCUUCACACUAGAAAUGUACGCCUACAGAAAGCUGUCUGACUGUACUGUGGGCCUGAUUAUCCUCUAUAUUACAGCUAAUAAAGAUGGUUGUUUUUCGUUUGUUGUUUGUUUGUCCCUUGGAAAGGAGAAUGAAGAAGCAUAACAACCGUAAAGGGAUUGUUGUGACUGCGGAUUUCUCUUUCAUAGCGUGUGAAGGUUUCCCAGAAGCAGCGUCAGCAGUGUCUUGCAUUACAGCUCUGAAAGCAGGAACUGAACAUCUGUCCUUUAUCCAAAGGUGUGGUGUUUGGUGGAGGAGGAAUGCUGCACGUUCAUUUAAUUCUAACCUGUAUUUUAAACUUCAGGUUGUGAAACCCAGCAAUGGGUAUCAUCUCUGCCAGAAGCAGAGUCACUUCAGUAUCACUCCAGUAUCACUUCAGUGCUGUAGAACAUCUUCUCUCUUCCCGAUUCCUGGUCUCAUUUGUUUAUUUUUGUGGUUUAUCCAUCUUCGCUGCAAAGUGAAAUGUAUGUAGGAGCAAAGUAGAGAAUUAGACUUUCUCAUUUCCAAAUUACAGUUAUACUGCCUGGUGCUGUACCGUGAGAUGCUUGAUUCUCUCCUGAAAUGAUUUAUCAUUCUUGCUACAUUUAAAGAUCUGAUGGCACGCAGAUCUCGCGUGUUUUAAAAGUAUGUAUUUAUUUUGCUUUUCUCAGGCCGUGGUCAGCUUCUUAAGGUGAACUGACUUGUAGUUUAUGGGCAGCCAGAUUGGAGCAGAAAAGAGAAGUUAAUUAUUUAUUGCAGUCCCUGUCACUGAGGGCACCUCCCUCUUACAAACGGAUUUCUGCAUUUUCGUACGUGUUUUGCAUUUCAUCUGCACUGAUCUCUCAGCCCAACGCUGAUACCCACCAAGUAAAAACCACGGCAAAAACAAACCAGCUCUAUAAAUGUAUCUUAACGAACUUGUGUUUGACUGCAGGCAUUACAGCUGAGCACAUAGGAAGUACAAAAAGUUGUGAAUUACACCAAAAGAUUCUUAACAAACUCGAGGUAGUAAUUUCACAUGUGAUGCACGAUGCAUGUCAGUAAAUUAUUGUUCAUUCAUUUGUUGCACUGAUCUAAACUAUUUCCACGUGUCAUUGAGCUGUACUUUUAGUUGAAUAAAAUGGCGGUGCUGAUUUC
Messenger RNA from Coturnix japonica (Japanese quail), 4487 nucleotides. It is a transcript of the gene TMEM267, whose product is annotated as transmembrane protein 267. Lineage: Eukaryota; Metazoa; Chordata; Aves; Galliformes; Phasianidae. The record is from RefSeq and is a predicted model, not a curated record.